AGUAAAGUUACUUCAAACAUCUACUGAGCUUCAAAUGAUGCUCGCCUGUAGUCCGGUGGAGAGGCUUCAACUGCAACUCAGCUGCAUGAAAUGGAUGUGAAUCACUGUUCAAUGCGAAGCCCUCAGUAAUUCUUGUGAUCACUAUUUGUCGGGUGAAGCUAUUUUUCGAGGAAAUACUUUCCUGUUCAUAAUAGUUGCCCUAUCUGUAGAUGGUAUUCUGAUGCCUAACUGUUUGCCACUCGAAUCUUCAAUUUGGCCACUCCUCCGAUUUGAUUAAGGUCUACUUUUCUUUGCAGGCUAGAAGACUGAUAUGGUAUAUAAAUGAAAUUUCACAUCCUCCCCCUCUCUCUUUUGCUCGUGCCGGCAUGCACACGCACACACAGAGAAAAGAAUCUUGACUGGUGGAAUCACAAUCUUCCAACAAACCAAUUAUGGUGGCACACCCUAAGUACGUAUCUGCAGAUGCAACCAUAAAAGAAGACACAGGUUGCAUAAAAGCUUGAAUUGAUUUAAGCAUGAUUAUUAGCAGCGGUGGCAGGAGCAGCAUGGCCUCUGGAGCAUUCCAUCCCCGAGUCCUGCUGGUGGAUUUAACUGCCACAACUCCCAAUCAGGAUAAGAGGAUGAAGGCACCACUACAGAGCCCAAGGAAGACAUGAACAGUGAAUAUAUACCAACGGCAACCGGCCCCCACACAGAUGUGAGGAUCCAACAGGAUAUAAUGUUAAGGUCUUAGGGCACUGACACGACAUUUGGAUGCACUGUGAAGGCACACAAGAUCGUGUGGAGAGUUAAAAGCGAUGGGGGCCCUCCUGUCUGCGGCUAAUUUUCCAUCUUUGCAGUAGGUCGAGUGCCAGCUCUCAGUUUCACUAACAGGAUUUCUAUCUCACAAUAGAAGAAGCCCAGGGCUCCCCGGGCGCCUAUAAAUACGUGCAGUUCAGGAUUCGCUGAGCACCAGAUCAGCAAGCCAGAGAGAGAGAGAGAGAAAGAGAGACAGAGAGAGAGAGAGAGAGGUUCUGAAUCAUGUCUAACCACCGUCAGCUGAUGGUGUCAAGGAAAAUCACAUGCAACUCCCAUGGGGAGGACUCUCAUUACUUCUUUGGUUGGCAGGAGUACGAGAGAAACCCAUAUGAUGAAACACGGAACCCUGCAGGGAUAAUACAAAUGGGUCUCGCUGAGAAUCAGCUUUCUUUAGAUCUUCUGGAGACGUGGUUGCUUGAGAACCCCAGAGCUGCUAGCUUCAUGAGCAGCGGUACGUCCUUGUUUAGACAGAUGGCGCUGUUUCAGGACUACCGCGGUCUGCCUGCAUUUAAGAAAGCGCUAGCUGACUUUAUGGGCGAAAUUAGAGGCAACAGAGUGAAGUUUGACCCGAACAGGCUAGUUCUCACGGCAGGGGCCACCUCUGCAAAUGAAACUUUGAUGUUUUGCCUGGCUGAACCAGGAGAAGCCUUUCUUCUUCCUACUCCAUACUAUCCCGGAUUUGACAGAGAUCUCAAGUGGCGAACCGGAGUUGAAAUUGUACCUAUACAUUGUGACAGCUUCAAUGACUUCCAGAUUACGGAAGGAUCACUGCAGAAGGCCUACGACGACGCGUUAGAUCGCAAAGUGAAAGUAAAGGGAGUUCUGGUCACCAACCCUUCCAACCCUCUGGGAACAACAUUGAGCUCCAAGGCUCUAAAGGCUCUCCUGACCUUUGUAAGUACAAAAAGGAUUCAUCUCAUCUGUGAUGAGAUAUACUCCGGCACAGUUUUCUCCCCUUCUGGGUUUACCAGCGUUGCUGAAGAUGCGGUACUGGCAGAAUGCAAUGUCUCUCGCGAAUUUGUUCACGUUGUUUGCAGUCUUUCGAAGGACAUGGGGGUUCCGGGUUUUCGUGUCGGUGCAAUCUAUACUCACAAUGAACACGUCCUAUCUGCUGCCACCAAGAUGUCUAGCUUUGGAUUGGUUUCAUCUCAGACGCAGUAUCUUCUCUCGGAGAUGCUCUCGGAUAAGAAAUUCACUCUUAAUUACCUAAGAGAAAACAGGAAGAGGCUCAGGCAGAGACAGAAGAAGCUGGUAUCUGGUCUCCAGAAAUGCGGGAUCAGCUGUCUGAAGAGCAAUGCUGGUUUAUUUUGCUGGGUGAAUAUGAGCCACCUCUUGGAUUAUCCUAGUUUUGAAGCAGAGACACGGCUGUGGAAGAAGCUCCUGCACCAAGUUGGGCUGAAUGUCUCCCCUGGUUCAUCCUUCCAUUGCUCUGAACCCGGUUGGUUUCGGGUCUGCUUCGCCAACAUGUCCGAGAAGACCCUUGCAGUCUCUCUUGAAAGAAUCAGGAGCUUCCUCUCUAAGUCUCUCCGUGGACAAUGUCCCCAGAAGGUGCUGACAGAGCCCAAGAAACUGCUACUGUACUGCAAAUCGUCCUUCACUUGGAGCAUUUUCCAACCCGAUUCUACUCAAUCUGAGCGUUUCUAGUCGUGGGGUUAGUGCUCCAGACCAAAAGUGUGCUGAACUGUCCUUGUCCCACUUUUUCCUUUUUCUUCUCCCUUUUGUUUUUUUCCCAACCUUCUUCGAGGCAUUUCCUGAAGAAGUAGGAUUGCUGCAGAAACAGGGGAGGAGUGCCAGACUAUGUAUUUUUUAUGGUGUUGUAUGAGAUUUUUGUUUCUCUCUCCCUAAUCCUCUGGCCUCAGAAUGUGGCACAAGUUAUUGUUUGAAUAUGUAACGCCCUAAUUCCGUCUGUGUAAAUUGAA
Nymphaea colorata (pocket water lily) is the source of this 2717-nucleotide messenger RNA. RefSeq names its product 1-aminocyclopropane-1-carboxylate synthase 3-like. The transcript is spliced from 4 exons. Gene Ontology annotation, biological process: biosynthetic process; amino acid metabolic process. NCBI's taxonomy places the organism in Eukaryota, Viridiplantae, Streptophyta, Magnoliopsida, Nymphaeales, Nymphaeaceae. Gene Ontology annotation, molecular function: transaminase activity; pyridoxal phosphate binding. The record is from RefSeq and is a predicted model, not a curated record. Bases 1021 to 2442 code for a protein of 473 amino acids.